CUGUCUGCCAGCUUCAGUCGUUCACACACCCAAACAGUGACUGUAAAUAUGAGUUUUAACACAAUAGAUUGAGCCGUUGUGUUUCUCGCCCUCCUGAACGCCAAUAUCAGCAGAGCCCAGUGUAAGAGAAACUGUCCAUGAUGCAAAAACUGCUAAGCUCUUCAUUGUGCCGCUUUUGUGGACAAAACCUCGCGAUAAAGCCUUGCAGCGUAUAGGCCACAUAUAUCAGACAGUGCGGAUCUUUCCCUCCGGUUGCUCUCUCUCACUCCAGUGGAUCGGUGUCCAGGAUCCAGGCAGGGAAAGAUGUCUCAGUAUUCAGGGAAGAUAGUGUUCUACGAGGGGAAGUGCUUCACUGGCAGGAGGCUGGAGGUGUUUGGAGACUGUGAUAACUUCCAGGACCUUGGUUUCAUGAACAGGGUGAACUCCAUCCGCGUGGAGACCGGGGCUUGGGUGUGUUUCGACCAUCCUGAUUUCAAGGGACAGCAGUACAUCCUGGAAAAAGGAGAGUAUCCAGAUUUCCAACGCUGGAAUGCUCACAAUGAUCACAUGAGCUCCUGCAAGCCAAUCCAAAUGCACGGGGAGCAAUACAGGAUAGAGCUUUUCGAGGGCCAGAACUUCACUGGUCAGUGUGUUGAACUGUGUGACGACUGUCCCUUCCUCCAGAGCACUGGGAUCAGCCAGAACUGCCUCAACUCCGUUAAAGUCUACGGAGACGGCGCUUGGGUCAUGUACGAAGAGCCGAACUAUCGUGGCCGCGUGCACGUUGUGGGUAGAGGAAACUACUGCUCAUUUGUGGACUGGCAAGCUGAGAAUCCCAACAUCCAGUCUAUCCGCAAAGUGGUCAACUAUUUCUAAACUUUUAAAGCAGCCUUGCUGUCUAUAAAACCAUAGAUCAAAUUAUCAGAAUUUUACCUUUGAUUUGUAUUAAUGAAUCACAUAGCUAUGUGCUUUUUAUCCUCAAUGAUGAAUCGGUUAUUUUAAAAGAAUAUGCAAUUAGCACAAAUAUUCUUGUAUGUUUUAUUUUGUAUUUGUACUGAGGCAAUAAGCUAAAAAUAAAAGUGAAUUAUGAAUGA
Messenger RNA from Rhinichthys klamathensis goyatoka, 1073 nucleotides. RefSeq names its product crystallin, gamma N1 (gene crygn1). The transcript has 4 exons. Gene Ontology annotation, molecular function: structural constituent of eye lens. The record is from RefSeq and is a predicted model, not a curated record. NCBI's taxonomy places the organism in Eukaryota, Metazoa, Chordata, Actinopteri, Cypriniformes, Leuciscidae. Gene Ontology annotation, biological process: lens development in camera-type eye; visual perception. The coding region runs from base 304 to 855 and encodes 183 amino acids.